AUGGUAGGAUGUGACAGGGCCAACUUGAAUCUUGUUUGCUCCCAACAAGGACUUGUAGCCGGGUAUCUGCGAUAUACAGAUGAUGGUGAAACUAUUGACUGCACUAAGAUGGGGAUGUAUGGUCGUUCUAUACCAGGUCAAAUGAAGAACAUUGAGCUGCUAGACAGUACCGCAAGCUUUGUUCUACUUGUGGAGAAAGACUCAACCUUUGGGUUGGUAGAUUGUGACCCAUACGUAGAUUGUGACCCAUACGGUCUUAAGUCAGCUUCCUCAUUUGGGUCGAAGAAGUUAUCCUAUAACAGUUCGAGCUUGAUUACUUCGGCGAUAAAGUGGCUCAGAAUUCUACCACGAGAUAUUAAUGAGCAUUCGAUUCCCAAUAAUCAAAGAAUACUCUUGACCGAAGCGGACAAAAAGUAUGGAGAAGAGAUGCUAGAUGAUGAGUGUACGAAGGAAAAUAACAUUUGGGGACAAGAACUGUGGCUAAUGCUCGACAAUGGAUUCAAAUGUGAUUUGCAGUCCUUAGAGACACUCAACAUUCAAUAUUUGAGCAAAGUUUAUUUGCCUAAGAUACUCGGACUAAAGGGCUGGAUUGAUUGUAGGUGA
Messenger RNA from Lotus japonicus, 603 nucleotides. Its product is annotated as DNA topoisomerase 6 subunit A-like. NCBI's taxonomy places the organism in Eukaryota, Viridiplantae, Streptophyta, Magnoliopsida, Fabales, Fabaceae. The coding region runs from base 1 to 603 and encodes 200 amino acids. The transcript has 2 exons. Gene Ontology annotation, cellular component: nuclear chromosome. The record is from RefSeq and is a predicted model, not a curated record. Gene Ontology annotation, molecular function: DNA topoisomerase type II (double strand cut, ATP-hydrolyzing) activity; DNA binding. Gene Ontology annotation, biological process: meiotic DNA double-strand break formation; meiotic DNA double-strand break processing; reciprocal meiotic recombination.